AUGAGUCAGGACCCACUCCACGGCAACCACCACCGGUGCCGCUCGCUUCCCGCCUACACCCUGCGCAUGCGCGCACUGGACACCCGGCGCUGCCCCGCCCCUCACAAACCUGGGCGUCCUUGGGCCCACGGCCCAGGUCUGGCUUGUCCCCGCCUCAGUACCAGGCACGGCUCAACGGCAGAGCGAACCCGGGUUAAGAAGCCCCCCUCCCGGAUUCCGCAGCACUACCGGCUCGGGCAGAACGAGAGAACCCAGACAGAGUGGUCCAGCAGUCUGGAGAAGUUGGACAUUCGGGACAUCUUUAACGUCUGCCUCAUGAGGACCAGCCUUCGUAUGACUCUUAUUAAAGAAAUCACUUAUUUACCCAGCAUGCACCAGAUCAAACAGGCUGUCAGGAAGCUCUGCAACACUGACGUGGUCAAGGUCAACAACCCCGAUGGACAGGAGGAGGCAUGUGUUCAGCUGGCUCCUGAUGAUGAGGCUUUGGAUGUUGCCAGCAAAACUGGAAUCAACUCAACUGACUCCAGCUGCUAA
This is a messenger RNA of Orycteropus afer afer, 534 nucleotides long. RefSeq names its product 60S ribosomal protein L23a-like. NCBI's taxonomy places the organism in Eukaryota, Metazoa, Chordata, Mammalia, Tubulidentata, Orycteropodidae. The record is from RefSeq and is a predicted model, not a curated record. The transcript is spliced from 3 exons. The coding region runs from base 1 to 534 and encodes 177 amino acids.